AUGGUAAACUCGUACGAAUCCGUAAAGCAGCAAGCGCAAUCAAUAAGUCUGCCAGGUACAAGCUUCUCUACCGAACCGGACUACGGAUCUUCGUCGAAUGUCAACAAGAUUCAACAGCUAUCACGAACCGAAUGCACUCGAUGUGGUCGGAUUGGUCACAUGGCAAACGAUUUUAAAUGCCCAGCACGAUCCAGGGAAUGUAUCAAAUGCAAACGUAUUGGGCAUUUUGCCGCACAAUGUCGAUCGAUCCCGGCAACUAAGCGCAAACAGUUCUCUAAGGCUGAAUCGAGAUGGCCGAAUAAAAGGUUUAAAUCGGAGCAAGUAAACAAGAUUGACACCGAUGGUGCCAAGGAAGAAACUACCUUCUUGUUCAGUAUCAGCGACGGAGGCGAAACAAUUCAGAUCAAGCUUGGAGGAGUUGUAUUGCAGGUACUGAUAGAUUCUGGGUGUAAGAAAAACAUUGUCGAUGAGCGCUCUUGGAACUACAUCAAAGCGAACGGAGCGAAAAUAUGGAACCAAAGAAAGAAUUGUGAUGAAAUAUUUCUACCAUACGGGGAAAAUGCGAAACCGUUGACUCUUUUGGGAAGGUUCGAUGCGACGGUUUCCAUAGCCGACGGAGCGAAAAUUUUAGAACUGGUCUCUACAUUCUAUGUGGUCAAGGGUGGUCAGCAAUGUUUAUUAGGCCGCAUCACAGCCACAGAUUUGGGCGUGUUGUUUAUCGGGUUGCCGAGCACUCACGGAAUCAACGCAAUCAUUAAUACCGGAGCUCAUCCGUUCCCUAAAAUUAAAGGUAUUCAGGUAAAAAUACCAAUCGAUGAAUCUGUUCCGCCUGUUUGCCAACAACCAAGGCGGCCUCCUAUCGCGCUCAUGGUAAAAAUUGAAGAUAAGAUAAACUCUCUGCUUGCUAAUGAUAUUAUUGAGACAGUUGAAGGCGGCUGUCAGUGGGUCUCUCCGUUGGUAACCGUAGUGAAGGACAAUGGGGAUCUACGCUUAUGCGUGGAUAUGCGCAGAGCGAAUGCAGCAAUCAUUCGUGAACGACAUAUUAUGCCAACGAUAGAAGAUUUUCUACCAAGAUUUACGUCUUCAAAGUGGUUUAGCCGGCUUGAUGUAAAGGAGGCGUUCCAUCAAGUGGAACUUGAGGCUGAAAGUCGUUACAUAACCACAUUCAUAACACACAUGGGCCUAUUUCGCUACAAGCGUUUAAUGUAUGGUAUUGCUUGUGCUCCGGAAUUAUUCCAGAGAAUCCUUGAACAAAUUUUGAGUCCGUUUAGCAAGAACGUGGUCAAUUUUAUAGAUGACGUUCUUAUUUUUGCCAACACUGAGGUGGAGCAUGAUGAAGUACUCAAAGCAGUGCUGUCGACACUGAAUGAAUAUGGCAUACUGCCCAGUUCCAGAGCUGGAAUUCUUAGGACACGUCCUAUCUGCAGAUGGUAUUCAACCGUCAAAUAG
Armigeres subalbatus is the source of this 1449-nucleotide messenger RNA. RefSeq lists its product as uncharacterized. The transcript has 2 exons. Gene Ontology annotation, molecular function: nucleic acid binding; zinc ion binding. The record is from RefSeq and is a predicted model, not a curated record. Lineage: Eukaryota; Metazoa; Arthropoda; Insecta; Diptera; Culicidae. The coding region runs from base 1 to 1449 and encodes 482 amino acids.